Rana temporaria (common frog) is the source of this 1680-nucleotide messenger RNA. RefSeq names its product protein kinase C theta type-like. Gene Ontology annotation, molecular function: ATP binding; protein serine/threonine kinase activity. Gene Ontology annotation, biological process: peptidyl-serine phosphorylation; intracellular signal transduction. The transcript is spliced from 8 exons. NCBI's taxonomy places the organism in Eukaryota, Metazoa, Chordata, Amphibia, Anura, Ranidae. The record is from RefSeq and is a predicted model, not a curated record. The coding region runs from base 1 to 1680 and encodes 559 amino acids.
AUGUCCAAUCAGAGGAGCAGGAAGAGGAGCAGCGAGGAAAUCUAUUACAGCGCCAGUGAGGAACUAGAGAUGUUUGCAGAGCAGACAGGCCAGGUUCCCAGGAAAAGGAGCAGAGAGGAGGAACAAGGGAGCUCUGCUGAGCAGACAGGCCAGACUCCCAGGAAGAGGAGCAGCGAGGAAAUCUAUUACAGCGCCAGUGAGAAACUAGAGAUGUUUGCAGAGCAGACAGUCCAGGUUCCCAGGAAGAGGAGCAGAGAGGAGGAACAAGGGAGCUCCACUGAGCAGGCAGACCAGACUCCCAGGAAGAGGAGCAGAGAGGAGGAAGAAGGGAGCUCUGCUGAGCAGACAGGCCAGACUCCCAGGAAAGGGAGCAGAGAGGAGGAAGAAGGGAGCUCUACUGAGCAGACAGGCCAGACUCCCAGGAAGAGGAGCAGAGAGGACAAAGAAGGGAGCUCUGCUGAGCAGGCAGGCCAGACUCCCAGGAAAAGGAGCAGAGAGGAGGAAGAAGGGAGCUCUGCUGAGCAGACAGGCCAGACUCCCAGGAAGCAAAGCAAAUGUUACACAGCCAGUGAGGAUCUCCAGAGCUGUGCAGAGAGGAAAGGAGAGAAGAGGAGAUGGUCCCAGGACACAGAAUGUGAGAGCCAUCUGAGGAAGAGGAGGAGGAGUGACGGAGGAGCAGACGACGGGACGUCAGAAUGUGUAGCGGGCCCUACAGAACAUGUAGCGGGCCCUAUGGAAACCGUAGCGGGCCCUACAAAACGUGUAGCGGCUCCUAAAAGACACAAAGAGACCAACUUGACUCCGGAGAGUUUCAUCUUCCAUGAGAUACUUGGAUCAGGAGCCUUUGGGACGGUGCUGUUGGCGACUCACAUUGCCAGCGGCAUGCUGGUGGCCGUGAAGAUCGUUCAGAAGUAUCAAUUAGUUUCAUUCGGCGAAGACUUUGCCCUGUGUGAGCGUCGUUCCCUAGAGAGGGUGGGGGGCAGCCAUUACUGUACCCACGCCUACGCCACAUUCCAGACGGAGAACCAACUCUUCUAUGUCAUGGAAUAUCUAAGCGGAGGACAUCUAAAGGAAGCGAAUGAAACAUGUAACAUCGUCACCCUCAGACUGGCCGCAGCGGAGCUCGUGUGUGGUCUGGAGUUUAUCCACUCCAGAGGUAUCAUACACAGAGACCUGAAGCUUGACAACAUCCUCAUAGAUAGCACCGGUCACAUCAAAAUCGCAGACUUCGGAAUUGCAACUCUGUUCACGCCCGAAAGCGAGAUGCCGUUUGACCAAGCGAUGGAUUAUUUCAGGUUGGGGGACAUUUUAAGUGACAUGGCCUUCGGUACUUUUUCAAACUUCAUUCCACGUGACCAUUCCAUUAACUAUGCGGCCUACACCGACUUCAAGGACCUGCUGAAAAAGCUCAAGGACGGAGACAGAGAGCGGCGCAAAGCGGCCUUCAAGAACAUCAGAAAUCACCCGUUUUUCAGAGGACUAAACUGGGAGGAGGUGGAGGCGAGAGAGACACGCCCCCCGUUCUUUGUACGUCGAAAGGGCCUCAGACACAUUACAAGGCAGAAGAUACCACUGGAUGUCCUCCUAAACGAUAAGAACAUUCCAGACGAGAAGCAGAAGCUAUACGAUGGCUUUUCAUUUGAGAGUGAUCAAUGGAGAGUCAUACAGAAGCUGAACUGA